AUGCCAGAUCUUGACCCCUCUGAUUUCACCGUGGCUUGGAUCGCUCCCCUCGCGAUCGAGGCCGAUGCGGCAACUCUCAUGCUCGACGGUCUGUAUCCCGAUCGAUUCGAGCACAAGCGGGGAGAUGACUAUGUCUUUCUACCAGGUCAUCUUCAGGGCCUCAAGAUCAUCAUCGCCACGCUGCCUGUCGGCGAAGAAUACGGCACAGGAUCCGCGGCCGCCAUUGCCAGCCAGGUCAAGUCGUUCUUCCCUAACAUCUGGUUUGGACUUCUCGUCGGGGUGGCGGCGGGCCUCCCGAAUCUCGCUCGAGCCCCGCCGCGAGACAUUCGUCUCGGCGAUGUGCUCGUUGCGGUUGCCGAUGGCGAACAGCCGGGGCUCGUCGCUUAUGACCUAGGCAAAGACACUGGUGGAGACCUGGAGCUGUUGCACUCCGGACGCGUGCUCGCUAAAACGGAGAGGAUCGUGCGGUCAGCAAUCACGAGCAUCCAACGUCGCAUGCCAUCCGAUAGCCAAAUCUUCCUGCGACAUUUUGAUUUCUUGCAGAAGAAGGUGGAAGCAAUGGGCAAAUUCGUCGACCCCGGCCAGGACAAAGACAAGCUCUACGACACUGACGAUAAAGGCGAGACGAUCGAACGCACCAGGGUCUGGUACGGGUCGAUCGGCUCGGGGGACAAGCUGAUGAAGAAUGCCCGCAACAGAGAUCGCCUCCGUGACAGGUUCGACCUCAUCGGGCUCGAGAUGGAGGCGGCCGGCACCAUGAACCAGAUCCCCGUCGGCGUGAUCCGCGGCGUGUGCGACUACGCCGACAAGCACAAGAACAAAGACUGGCAGCCGUACGCGGCGGCCAUGGCAGCGGCGUAUGCAAAGGCCGUCUUGCUGGAGAUCAUUCCCAAGCGGACGGCGUCUGAGCAGACCUCCGCCGAGGGUGGGUCGGGAUCGGCGACGGGCCGACCCGGCGGCCCCGUUUUUCACGGCCCAAUCUCUGGUCGCAAUGUCAUGGCUGGCUGGUCGACAAGGGGGAACACGAAUCAGACAUUCAACUAG
Messenger RNA from Verticillium dahliae VdLs.17, 1044 nucleotides. RefSeq lists its product as uncharacterized. The transcript has 2 exons. Gene Ontology annotation, biological process: nucleoside metabolic process. The record is from RefSeq and is a predicted model, not a curated record. Lineage: Eukaryota; Fungi; Ascomycota; Sordariomycetes; Glomerellales; Plectosphaerellaceae. Gene Ontology annotation, molecular function: catalytic activity. Bases 1 to 1044 code for a protein of 347 amino acids.